This is a messenger RNA of Leguminivora glycinivorella, 1351 nucleotides long. Its product is annotated as carboxypeptidase B-like. Gene Ontology annotation, molecular function: zinc ion binding; metallocarboxypeptidase activity. Lineage: Eukaryota; Metazoa; Arthropoda; Insecta; Lepidoptera; Tortricidae. Gene Ontology annotation, biological process: proteolysis. The record is from RefSeq and is a predicted model, not a curated record. Bases 35 to 1324 code for a protein of 429 amino acids. The transcript is spliced from 5 exons.
AGACGGCGAUUUCCUUUAGUUCACACUAGACAUCAUGAGGUUUCUAGUCGUGGUCCUGUUGUUCGCCUUGGCGUAUGCCAAGCACGAAAAAUAUGAGGGAUGGAAGUCCUACUAUGUGGGACCAGCGUCCGCGGAACAGCUGAAGAACCUUGGACCUAUCCUCGAUCAGUAUUCUGUCGAUGUCCUGAGUCACCCCAUCGUCCAACGGGAGGGCGUUGUUCUUGUAGCUCCGAAACACCAGGCCGGGUUCACCAAGGCUUUGGAAGAUUUGGCUAUUGACUAUAAGGUUCAUGCUGAGAAUGUUAAAGCUGCCUUGGACUACGAUGAUACACUGAUUGCAGCUAAGAAGGCUCGAGACUUCACGAGAAACAGCGGAAGAAAUGUUCCUUAUGACAACUAUCAGACUCUGGAUACGAUCUACGCUUAUUUAAUCGAUGUUGCUGCUCGUUUUCCUAACACAGUCACUUUGGUCAACCCCGCGAAUUCGUUCGAAGGCCGUCCCAUCUACUACUUAAAGAUUUCCACCACCAACUUCCAAGAUGAAAGAAAACCCGUGAUCUUCAUUGAUGGCUGCAUCCACGCUAGAGAGUGGAUUUCACCACCUUCUGUUACCUGGAUGAUUCAUAAGUUAACCGAAGAUGUGACUGAGCCUGAUCUUCUGGAGAAUUUCGAUUGGAUCAUCCUGCCUGUGGUUAAUCCUGAUGGAUAUGCCUUCACCUUCUCAUCGGACCGUUUCUGGCGGAAAACUCGAUCAACUGACAACCACUCGUUAAGUGGCUCGUGUCCUGGAGUAGACGGCAACCGGAACUAUGACUUCUUCUGGGGCACCGUUGGCACCAGCAACUCACCUUGCGAAGACACAUACGGCGGGAGCCGAGCCUUCUCCGAGGUCGAAACCAGAGUUGUAAGGGACCUCCUCCACGAGUACCUUCAUCGCAUGGCUUUAUACUUGACCAUGCAUAGCUAUGGCAGCAUGAUUCUCUACGCAUGGGGUCAUGAUGGAUCUCUGUCUCACAACGCUUUCGCUCUCCAUACUGUUGGUGUCAACAUGGCUACUGCCAUAGAUGCCGCAAAACUGCCGAGAUUCUCUAACUAUACUGUUGGCAAUUCUGUAUUGGUGCUUUUCUACGGCGCGUCUGGUGCCUCUGACGACUAUGCGCAUCUUAUCGGAGUUCCUUUGUCUUAUACUUAUGAACUGCCUGGUCUCCAGGGUGGUUUACAAGGAUUCCACCUUGAUCCUAUUUACAUAGAGCAGGUGUGCCGUGAGACGUGGGAAGGCAUCAUUGUUGGAGCUAGAAGAGCAGGGGAAUUGUUUAGACGAUAAGAAUUUGAUUAAAGUAUCUCAUAUUUU